This is a messenger RNA of Cryphonectria parasitica EP155, 1858 nucleotides long. Its product is annotated as Phosphoglucomutase, first 3 domain-containing protein. Gene Ontology annotation, biological process: carbohydrate metabolic process. The record is from RefSeq and is a predicted model, not a curated record. Gene Ontology annotation, molecular function: magnesium ion binding; phosphoglucomutase activity. Lineage: Eukaryota; Fungi; Ascomycota; Sordariomycetes; Diaporthales; Cryphonectriaceae. The coding region runs from base 62 to 1720 and encodes 552 amino acids. Gene Ontology annotation, cellular component: cytosol. The transcript is spliced from 4 exons.
ACAGAUUUCCUCUGGUUUCCUGCCCCAAUUCUUUAUUUCCACCACUCAUAAUACUGCCAACAUGGCCAAGGAAGUUCAAUUCGAGUCCUUCCAGGACCAGAAGCCUGGAACUUCAGGUCUUCGAAAGAAGGUGACUGUCUUCCAGAAGCCUCACUACAGCGAAUCUUUCGUCACCAGCAUCCUCCUGUCCAUUCCUGAGGGUGUAGAGGGAUCAUUCCUUGUCAUUGGUGGUGAUGGCCGCUUCUGGAAUCCCGAGGUCAUUCAGUUGAUCGCCAAAAUUGGUGCCGCGUAUGGUGUCAAGAAGCUCCUCAUCGGCCAGAACGGCAUCCUAUCCACACCUGCCGCCAGCCACGUCAUCCGCAAGAGAAAGGCCACUGGUGGUAUCCUUCUCACUGCCAGCCACAACCCUGGUGGCCCUACGAACGACUUCGGUAUCAAGUACAACCUCGCCAACGGUGGCCCGGCCCCUGAGUCCGUCACCAACAAGAUCUACGAGACCUCCAAGACCCUCACCUCCUAUAAGAUCGAAGACAUUCCCGAAGUCGACAUCUCGACUAUCGGCACCAAGACCUACGGGUCUCUCGAGGUCGAGAUCAUCGACAGCGUUGCCGACUAUACCCAGAUGCUGAAGGACAUCUUUGACUUCCCUCUGAUCAAGAAAUUCUUCACCGAGCACCCCGACUUCAAGGUCCUCUUCGAUGGCCUUCACGGUGUCACUGGUCCUUAUGGCAAGGCUAUCUUCGAGGAGGAGCUGGGCCUGGCCGGCUCCACCCAGAACUGCGUGCCCUCGCCCGACUUCAACGGCGGUCACCCUGACCCCAACCUCGUCUACGCCCACAGCCUCGUCGAGGUUGUCGAGAAGAACAAGAUUCCCUUUGGCGCGGCUUCCGAUGGUGAUGGAGACCGGAACAUGAUCUACGGCGCUGGCGCCUUUGUCUCCCCUGGUGACAGCUUGGCCAUCAUCGCCCACUAUGCCGACCUCAUCCCCUACUUCAAGAAGCAGGGCGUCUACGGCCUGGCUCGCUCCAUGCCCACCUCCGGGGCUGUCGACCUUGUCGCCAAGAAGCAGGGAAAGAACUGCUACGAGGUGCCCACCGGCUGGAAGUUCUUCUGCGCCCUCUUCGAUGCUGACAAGCUGUCCAUCUGCGGCGAGGAGUCUUUCGGAACGGGCUCCAACCAUGUCCGCGAGAAGGACGGCCUGUGGGCUGUCGUUGCCUGGCUCAAUAUCAUUGCUGGGCUCGGCGUUGCCAACCCUGGUGCCACCCCCAGCAUCAAGCAGAUCCAGAAGGAUUUCUGGACCGAGUAUGGCCGCACCUUCUUCACGCGCUACGACUACGAGAACGUCGACUCCGAUGGCGCCAACAAGGUUGUCGGCGUGCUCAAGGACCUUGUUGCCGACAAGAGCUUCGUCGGCAGCAAGAUCGAGGGUCGCACCGUCACUGACGCCGGCAACUUCUCCUACACCGACCUCGACGGUUCGGUCUCUUCCAACCAGGGCCUGUACGCCAAGUUCGACUCCGGCAGCCGCAUUGUCGUGCGCCUGUCCGGCACCGGCUCUUCUGGUGCUACCAUUCGUCUGUACAUCGAGCAGCACACGUCCGAUUCUUCCAAGUACGACCUCGACGCGCAGGACUUCCUCAAGCCUGAGAUCAAGUUUGCGACCGACCUCCUCAAGUUCAAGGAGUUUGUUGGCCGUGAUGAGCCCGAUGUCAAGACAUAAGUUGGGCCUGGCUGGUAUACGCGUGGUGGUAUAGAGCGCUGAACACUGCAGACCGAUGCACCUGUUCCUCUUUUCUCUUUUUUUUUCCCAUGAUAUUACGAGCCCUGAUACAUUAAGUACAACAAAAAAAAUAUCCCG